CCGGAGGCGUGAAGGUGACAGCGGGAGGUGACCCUGCUAUCCGCCGCGAUGCUGGCGGCGCGACGGCUGCUCGGCGGGUCGCGCCCCGCGCGAGUGUGCGUGCGUUUCAGCGGCGACACGACAGCGCCCAAGAAAACCUCGUUCGGCUCCUUGAAGGAUGAAGACCGGAUUUUCACCAACCUGUAUGGCCGCCAUGACUGGAGGCUGAAGGGAGCCCAGAGCCGCGGCGACUGGUACAAGACCAAAGAGAUCCUGCUGAAGGGGCCUGACUGGAUCCUUGGCGAGGUCAAGACGUCGGGCUUGCGGGGCCGUGGUGGCGCCGGCUUCCCCACUGGCCUCAAGUGGAGCUUCAUGAACAAGCCCUCCGAUGGCAGGCCCAAGUACCUGGUGGUGAAUGCGGAUGAGGGGGAACCGGGCACCUGCAAGGACCGAGAGAUCAUGCGCCAUGACCCCCACAAGCUGGUGGAAGGCUGCCUGGUGGGAGGCCGGGCCAUGGGCGCCCGAGCGGCCUACAUCUACAUUCGAGGCGAAUUCUACAACGAGGCCUCCAAUCUGCAGGUGGCCAUCCGAGAGGCCUACGAGGCAGGUCUGAUUGGCAAGAACGCCUGUGGCACCGGCUACGACUUUGACGUGUUUGUGGUGCGUGGAGCCGGAGCGUACAUCUGCGGGGAGGAGACCGCACUCAUCGAGUCGAUUGAGGGCAAGCAGGGCAAGCCCCGGCUGAAGCCACCCUUCCCCGCCGACGUGGGGGUGUUCGGCUGCCCCACCACCGUGGCCAACGUGGAGACGGUGGCUGUGUCCCCCACCAUCUGCCGCCGUGGCGGGGCCUGGUUUGCCAGCUUCGGCCGUGAGCGCAACUCGGGCACCAAACUCUUCAAUAUCUCUGGACACGUCAACCACCCGUGCACCGUGGAGGAGGAGAUGUCUGUGCCGCUGAAGGAGCUGAUCGAGAAGCAUGCUGGGGGUGUCACAGGAGGCUGGGACAACCUUCUGGCUGUGAUCCCUGGCGGCUCGUCUACCCCCUUGAUCCCGAAGUCCGUGUGUGAGACGGUGCUCAUGGACUUCGACGGGCUGGUGCAGGCUCAGACGGGUCUGGGCACGGCGGCCGUCAUCGUCAUGGACCGCUCGACGGACAUUGUGAAGGCCAUCGCCCGCCUCAUCGAGUUCUACAAGCACGAGAGCUGUGGCCAGUGCACCCCGUGCCGUGAGGGUGUGGACUGGAUGAACAAGGUGAUGGCCCGCUUCGUCAAGGGUGAUGCCCGGCCGGCCGAGAUCGACUCCCUCUGGGAGAUCAGCAAGCAGAUCGAGGGCCACACCAUUUGUGCCCUGGGUGACGGAGCCGCCUGGCCCGUGCAGGGCCUGAUCCGACACUUCCGGCCUGAGCUCGAAGCGCGGAUGCAGCAGUUUGCCCAGCAGCACCAGGCCCGGCAAGCCGCCCUCUGAGCCUGUCAGUCCAUCUGUCUGUCCUCUGGGUGCUGACAAUAAAGCAAGUGCUGCUGCUC
Messenger RNA from Echinops telfairi (small Madagascar hedgehog), 1502 nucleotides. It is a transcript of the gene NDUFV1, whose product is annotated as NADH:ubiquinone oxidoreductase core subunit V1. NCBI's taxonomy places the organism in Eukaryota, Metazoa, Chordata, Mammalia, Afrosoricida, Tenrecidae. The transcript has 10 exons. Gene Ontology annotation, biological process: mitochondrial electron transport, NADH to ubiquinone. Gene Ontology annotation, molecular function: NAD binding; 4 iron, 4 sulfur cluster binding; NADH dehydrogenase (ubiquinone) activity. The record is from RefSeq and is a predicted model, not a curated record. Bases 49 to 1443 code for a protein of 464 amino acids.